Molecule: messenger RNA, 1051 nt
Organism: Microdochium trichocladiopsis
Lineage: Eukaryota; Fungi; Ascomycota; Sordariomycetes; Xylariales; Microdochiaceae
Product: vacuolar-sorting protein SNF7
Exons: 3
Coding region: 111-788 (225 amino acids)
Biological process (GO): late endosome to vacuole transport via multivesicular body sorting pathway; vesicle budding from membrane
Cellular component (GO): multivesicular body; cytoplasmic side of plasma membrane; ESCRT III complex
Source: RefSeq, a predicted model, not a curated record
UCGCUCCUGUCAACUGGCUCGGUUGCCAGCAUCGCGUUUGAUCGGCCCGAUCGAGCGCACACACACGCACCCUUGCAGCCCUUCAUAUUUGCGCUUGAACCCAGUUCAAAAUGUCAGGCGUCUGGGGCUGGUUUGGCGGUGGCGCCGCCGCCAAGAAGAAGGACAGCCCGAAGAAUGCGAUCCUCGGCUUGCGCGCCCAGCUGGACAUGCUGCAGAAGCGUGAGAAGCAUCUCAUGACUCAGAUGGACGAGCAGGACGCCAUCGCCAGGAAAAACGUCAACACAAACAAGAAUGCCGCCAAGGCCGCCCUGAGGAGGAAGAAGACCCACGAGCACAGCCUCGAGCAGACACAGUCUCAGAUCGGCACGCUUGAGCAACAGAUAAAUGCCAUCGAGUCAGCCAACAUCAACAGGGAAACCCUUGCCGCCAUGGAGCGGGCCGGAGAGGCCAUGAAACAGAUUCAUGGCAAGCUCACGCCCGAGAAGGUGGACGAGACAAUGGAGAAACUGCGCGAGCAAAAUGAGCUCAGCGAGGAGAUUGUCAAUGCGAUUACCAGCAAUUCUCUUGGCAACCAGGUUGACGAGACUGAGCUGGAGGAUGAGCUGGAGGCACUGCAAGAAGAGGCGUUGGCUGAGGAGAUGCUCAAGUCGGGCACCGUGCCGAUCCGGGACGAGAUCACCAGAAUGCCAGCGGCCGCGAACGGCGAGAUCAGGGGCAAACCCCAGGCUGUUGAGGAGGAUGACGAGGAGGCGGAGUUGCGGAAGCUGCAGCAAGAAAUGGCCAUGUGAUCUGUGUGCUGCAGCGUCCACAACCUUCAACGAAUAUAACGACCAAUCACAGCAUCCUCGAACUUCGACACCAUACGGCGGCGCAGUGUGACUUACAAGUCUCUGGACGGCCGAGUUCUAAACCUUGUCCGAUUCCGACACCGCGAAUUUGUGCCUAGCCCCAGUUGAUCGCACUACUGGUCGGCUGCUUUACACAUUACCAACACUACUUUCAUCGCUUGCGGAGUUGGCGUUCUUUCUUCCCGUUUUGCCGCUCGGCAUGA